This is a messenger RNA of Tetrahymena thermophila SB210, 1575 nucleotides long. Its product is annotated as transmembrane protein, putative. The record is from RefSeq and is a predicted model, not a curated record. NCBI's taxonomy places the organism in Eukaryota, Ciliophora, Oligohymenophorea, Hymenostomatida, Tetrahymenidae. The transcript has a single exon.
AUGAAUGGUUUUUAGCACUUGUAGGAGGUGAAUCAGAUAAACGCAAAAUAAGAUUAGUUUUAAUAAUAGCUGUAACUCCAUAAAAUUAAUGAAGCAGCAACUUCUUAAAUUAUUUCUUACUAGUUUUGCAGUAAAGGAGGCUAUCACACUGGUGAGUUAUUAAAUUGUGUAUGUAUUGAUGAAAAAUGCAAUCAAAAUGAAUUAAUUUGCUCCUUUUGUGAAUAGGAAAAGCACUAGGGUCAUUUAGUAAUCCCAUUUAAAGUUUUUUUAGAAUCUUUACAAAGCAUGUAAACAGACAACUCUUAAAGCAGCAACCACAUGAAUGAGGAGUAUAAAUCAAAUUUAGAGAAUUACUAACAUAUUUAGCAAAAGACAAACCCAAAAUUAGAUCCUUUAAAAGCUAAUAAGAACAUGGAUAGAGACUAAUUUGGUUUUUAUCUUGAUGAAAUAGAUAGAUAGCAUCAAAUAACGAUUAAAUACUUUCACGAUUACUAAACAAAAGUUUUAGAAGGGUUUAAUGAGUGCAUGAAUAAGAUAAAUUAGUUUUAUAAAGCUGUUAAAUCUGAACUUUAAAGAAAGCAAUAUUUAGAAGAAACUUGCUUUUAGAAGCUUUUAAAAUCUUUGUCAAACUAUUCCUCAACAAUUUAGGAUACAACUGUGUAGCUAUCAAAUCCCUUCAAUGAAGAAAACGUUUUGAAUAUAUUAAAUAAAGAUCAAUAAGAACCGAAAAAUAAUAGAAGAAAUAAAAGAAACAAUAACUAUAUAACUCAAGGCUCCCAAGAUAUAAAAGAAGUACUAAAGAUUAUUGGAUUUGAUUAGAAUGAUAGCUUUAAAAGCUAUUAUAAGUUUGACCUAAACCAUGUUGUAUAAAUAUGCGAAUCAAGAUAGCAAAAAUUGAUGGCAGGUAAAGAGUCAGACGGAUUAUUAGUUUAGCUCAAAGCACUAGUAUCAAAAUGCGAUUUUUUAUAUGGAGAAAUCCCACCACUUUCCAUUUAGAUUUCAUCUUCACAGAGCGUUGGCCUAUCAGGCUUUCUGAAAUAAUUACGCUUUUCAGAUAAGUUAAAAGGAACUUCAAUAUAAAUAAAAUCUCCUAAUUUAGCUCACUAAACAUAAAAUGAAUCUAGUGGAUAGAGGUUUUGUUUGUUAGAGCCAAACUUACCUCAAAAUGGCCGUCUCAGGUGGGGUUUUAAGAUUAAGAGUCUUAUAGGAUGGAUCGGGAUAGGAAUAUGUUUGUCAAGCAUUAUUAAAGGAUUUAAUUACCACUUUAAAUAUUCUAAAAUUGGUCACGGCUCUUAUUUGUUAUCAGGCAAUGGCUAUACUUGGUCACAUUCUAAAUCAGAAUAAAACUCUUAAAAUAAAUCCUUCCACUUUAUAACAGGAGAUACAAUUUACUUAGAAUUUGAUCCACAAGAAAAAAAGCUUAAAUUCCUAAAAGGUAAAUCAAAUGAAAAAUACACUCUUGAAGUAGAUUUUUUACCUACUGAUGAAAUUGUCCCCUGUGUUAACCUUUGCUCUAGCGGGGACGAAAUCGAGCUGAUUGUAAACGAAGCAGAAUUGAUAGCCUUAAAUUUCUGA